Messenger RNA from Triticum turgidum subsp. durum (durum wheat), 270 nucleotides. NCBI's taxonomy places the organism in Eukaryota, Viridiplantae, Streptophyta, Magnoliopsida, Poales, Poaceae. The record is from the annotation of a GenBank genome assembly.
AUGUACCAGGAAGCAAACGAAAACCUCGAGGAUGCUGGGAAUGAACUCAUCUUGUCUGAUGAAGACGUGGUGCGAUUCCAAAUCGGGGAAGUGUUUGCCCACAUGCCAGUGGACGAUGUGGAAGCUAGGCUAGAGCAGAUGAAAGAGGACGCAGCUAAGAAGUUGGAGAAGCUCGAGGAAGAGAAGGAAUCCAUCCUUGCCCAGAUGGCCGAACUGAAGAAGAUCCUCUAUGGGAAAUUUGGAGAUGCCAUCAACCUGGAGGAAGAUUGA